Messenger RNA from Exophiala dermatitidis NIH/UT8656, 1797 nucleotides. RefSeq names its product amidase. NCBI's taxonomy places the organism in Eukaryota, Fungi, Ascomycota, Eurotiomycetes, Chaetothyriales, Herpotrichiellaceae. The transcript has 3 exons. Gene Ontology annotation, molecular function: catalytic activity. The record is from RefSeq and is a predicted model, not a curated record. The coding region runs from base 1 to 1797 and encodes 598 amino acids.
AUGGCAAGUCAGGCAGUAUAUGCGAAUGCAUGGUACCGACCGCAAUCACGCAAAGGUCCUGAGGUCCCCUACCACAAUGAUGCGGGCUCGAACCCGGUGCUCCGGGGUUUCGCGUUGGCGGCUGUCUCGAGAAUAAUCGCAUCGUCCUCAUACAUUCAGAAUGUCCUUUGGAAGCUGAACAAGUUCGACAAGCUCAAAGAAACACCCGGACUUGAGGAUUAUGAGAUGCGGCUUGAUCCGACAGUAAUCCCAAUCUCAUCGACUGCUGUUCCAGCUAUAGCAGUCUCAGACUUGCCGGUGCCUCGUCCUCGGGAAUCAUCCAAUAAUUAUUAUACUUGCGCGGACUUCCGUGAGCUGUACAAGUCUGGCAAAGUCACUCCGUCGGAUGUUAUUGAGCAAUUAUUACCUUUGAUUCGGCGGGACACGACGCCUGCUGGCCCCUACUCUGUCGCAUUCAUUGAUACCAAGGUAGAAAUUGUGCGAGCAGCUGCUAAAGCAUCGACUGAAAGGUAUCGUGCCGGAAAACCACUCAGCGUGCUUGAUGGAGUUCCUCUAGCGGUGAAGGACGAAGUUCACCUAAAGGGUUACAAGAGGACUCUCGGCACAAAGCUGGAUUACUCGGAUCCUGGCGACCGGACCGCCUGGUGUGUCGAAAAAUGGCAGGAGGCCGGAGCAAUCAUCAUAGGCAAGACGAAUAUGCAUGAGGUCGGCCUGGACACCACUAACAACAAUCCGAACUGGGGCACGCCGUUGAAUCCGCACAACAAUGGCUACUAUACUGGCGGAAGUUCAGGAGGAUCGGCCUUUGUGGUCGCGUCGGGAAUCUGCCCUAUAGCUUUGGGAGUUGACGGUGGUGGUUCGAUCCGUCUGCCUUCUGCCUUCUGUGGCAUCUACGGUCUCAAGACGACCCACGGUCGUGUCUCUUCGCGGGUCGACUUUGAAAAGACGGACAGCGUUGUUGUCAAUGGUCCAAUGGCUAGCAGCAUUGACGACCUUGCAUUGGGAUAUCGGAUCAUGGCCCAACCAGACCCUUUGACCAGCCGAAGCUCCCGGUUCCCGACCUCAUUGAUCUCGGAGGCUUCAUUAUCUGAGAUACCCAAGGGCAGAAAGGUUCUAGGCCUGGAUCGAGAUUGGAUCAACAGAGCUGAUCCUGAAGUGCUUGACAUGUUCAAUGCUGCUGUUGACCACUACGUCAGGAACUUAGGUUAUGAGGCGGUGGACAUCAGCAUUCCAUAUCUUCCGCAAGGACAGAAGGCUCAUGCACUGACAAUCUUGUCUGAAUCCAGGAGUCAGCACAGCGCAGCUAAUAUCAAGCAUCUGAGCUGGCACAACCAACUCCUGCUCAAUGUAGCUGGUAGCCAUGCCACCGCCCAAGAUUUUAUCUUUGCCCAAAAGAUGCGCAAUCUCCUCAUGUGCCACCUUGCAUGGCUGUGGGAGCAAUACCCUGGGCUGUUGCUGCUGUCACCAACUACACCGUGUGCGGGAUGGAAAAUUGAGAAACCCGGCGACAUCACCAGCGGAUACGGUGUCAGCGAUGGAGACCAGAGUCUGAGGGCCAUGGAAUACGUCUAUCUCGCCAAUUUCACGGGGGCCCCAGCCAUUAGUUGCCCGAUGGGCUACACUGAUGCAAAUUUGCCAGUUGGAUUGAUGGCUAUGGGCGAGUGGGGCAGCGAAGAGCAGCUGUUGGCGUUUGGCAAAGAGGGUGAGGCGCUGCUGGCAGGCGAAGGUGGCAUUCGGCGGCCGAAGGGCGACAAGAUGUGGGUUGAUGUCCUCGCAGACCAGAAGACUGUUCAAUAG